This is a messenger RNA of Calypte anna (Anna's hummingbird), 4188 nucleotides long. It is a transcript of the gene SCMH1, whose product is annotated as Scm polycomb group protein homolog 1. The transcript is spliced from 16 exons. Gene Ontology annotation, molecular function: protein binding. The record is from RefSeq and is a predicted model, not a curated record. NCBI's taxonomy places the organism in Eukaryota, Metazoa, Chordata, Aves, Apodiformes, Trochilidae. Gene Ontology annotation, biological process: regulation of DNA-templated transcription. Gene Ontology annotation, cellular component: nucleus. The coding region runs from base 207 to 2291 and encodes 694 amino acids.
CUCCCUCCCCGCUCCCGCCCUCACUGCGCAUUGGAAACAUGGCGGCGGCGAGGGACUGAGCAGCCCCAGCGCUCGGCGGCCGCGCAGGAAUGAUGGGGAAGUAGAGCCCGUGACUCAGAAGAGCUGUUGGCACUUUUGAUAUCUUGACAUCUUCAGUUAUCUAAAAGAAAGCCAGUCCCAGGACAAGGACAGGAGCAGGUGAUAUAAUGCGGAAACCAGGCCCUCAAAAAGCCAUAGACUGGAAAGAUGGUAAAAAGCACAAGUAUGGCCGCCCGGCAGAGUCUCCCUCCCAGUACCAAGGUCACUUCACAUGGGAGAAAUACCUGAAAGAGACAUGUGCCAUCCCAGCUCCUGCCCAUUGCUUCAAGCAGUCAUACACUCCACCUGCAAAUGAAUUCAAGAUCAGCAUGAAACUAGAAGCCCAUGACCCCAGGAACACCACCUCCACCUGCAUUGCCACCGUGGUGGGGCUGACGGGCGCGCGGCUGCGCCUGCGCCUGGAUGGCAGCGAUAACAAGAAUGACUUCUGGAGGCUGGUGGACUCUGCUGAAAUCCAGCCCAUAGGAAACUGUGAGAAGAAUGGAGGGAUGCUGCAGCCUCCCCUGGGCUUUCGGCUGAAUGCCUCCUCUUGGCCCAUGUUCCUUCUGAAGACUCUGAAUGGAGCAGAGAUGGCUCCUGUCCGGAUUUUUCACAAGGAACCACCAUCUCCAUCCCAAAACUUCUUCAAGACAGGGAUGAAGUUGGAGGCAGUGGACAGGAAAAACCCUCACUUCAUCUGCCCGGCCACCAUUGGGGAGGUGAGAGGUUCUGAGGUCCUGAUAACCUUUGAUGGCUGGAGAGGUGCCUUCGAUUACUGGUGCCGAUAUGAUUCCCGGGACAUCUUUCCCGUAGGCUGGUGCUCGCUGACUGGAGAUAAUCUGCAGCCCCCUGGAACAAAAGUCGUGAUUCCAAAGAGCCCUUUACCUGCCUCCGAAGUAAACUCGGAGAAACCUAGCAUGCACAGUAGCACAAAGACUGUUUUGGGGCAUCAACAAGGGCAAAGGCGUCGCAAAACAGGGAAGAAGCGUGGUCGAACGACCAAAGCACUAAUCCAUCACCCCAUGCCUACACCCUCCAAGUCAGUGGAGCCUUUGAAAUUCCCCAGAAAGAGAGGCCCCAAGCCUGGCAGUAAGAGGAAGCCUAGGACAUUGCUGAAUCCAGCACCCACCUCUCCAACAACCAGUACCCCAGAACCAGACACAAGCACUGUGCCUCAGGACGCUGCUACAAUCCCCAGCUCUGCCAUGCAGGCUCCCACAGUUUGCAUUUAUUUGAACAAGAAUGGCAGCACUGGGCCCCACCUAGACAAGAAGAAAGUUCAGCAGUUGCCAGAUCAUUUUGGACCAGCUCGAGCUUCUGUUGUCCUUCAGCAAGCAGUACAGGCCUGCAUUGAUUGUGCUUAUCAUCAGAAAACAGUCUUCUCCUUCUUAAAACAAGGCCACGGGGGAGAGGUCAUCUCAGCUGUGUUUGAUCGGGAACAGCACACUCUGAACCUGCCAGCAGUAAACAGUAUCACCUACGUCCUCCGCUUCCUGGAGAAGCUCUGCCACAAUCUCCGCAGUGACAACCUCUUUGGGAACCAGCCUUUCUCUCAGAACAGCCACAUGAAGCGCUCACACGAGUACGACCACGACAGGUAUCUACCAGACAGAAGCAGUUCCUUAGACGACACUCUGCAGGGACCAGGCCGGGGUACAAAGCGAUAUUCCCAAGAUUCCCCUCCAUACAGUGCUCCUCUCUCCCCCAAGUUACCAAAGAAUGACCGUCACCCUUUGGAAGGUGAAACCUUUGUCCUGGGAGAUGGCCUCCCAGCACCCUUGGAGCCUCGCCUGGACCCCAUGGACUCUGCCUUGAACUCUGUCAACUCAUCCAGCCACAGCAGGAGCUCCAGGGACUAUCGGCUGCAGGGAUACAGGCACCUGCACCAACCCUCCAGCAUCACCCAGGGCAGCACCUCUGCCUUGCAUAGGCUUAGCUCUGGGGGGUCAGACAGAUACUUGGGCUCUCGAGAGGUCUCCAGGCUGAGCAGCCGUGACCCUUCCUCCUGGACAGUGGAGGAGGUGAUGCAGUUCAUAAGAGAAGCAGAUCCACAGCUUGGCCCCCAUGCUGACCUCUUUAGGAAACAUGAGAUUGACGGGAAAGCCCUGCUCCUGCUGCGGAGUGACAUGAUGAUGAAAUACAUGGGGCUGAAGCUGGGGCCGGCCCUGAAGCUCACUUACCACAUCGACAAGCUAAAGCAAGGCAAGUUCUGAGAGGACUCUUGGCAGGACAGACCCUGGAAGCUCCUCUCCUGGCCAUCCAUACCCGCGCUCGCCUGCAGACAGGUAUGCAUGCACACACCCAUUUACGCCGCAGACGGACGCCUGGCCCUGCUGCAGGGGCUGUGCCACCCUCCUGCCCCACGCCAGCAGCCGGGGACCAGGGGGACUCUGGGGACCAGGGGGACUCUGGAGGAGGCUGGCACACCCGGGGGCCUCACGCCGGACUCCGUCACAGGCAUCGUGUUGGAAGGGGAGGGUUUCUCCCCGCUACCCGCCUGACACUUCUCCGUGGGCUCCUGCUCCUGCUCUCCGGGAUGGAGCCGUGGCUCUGGGCAGAGCCCUGGGACUGGGCUGGCUCUGGCUCCUCUCCCUCCCGGCCCCUCAGAGGGGUGGUGGGGCCAGGGGGCUGAGCUCUCCUCCGGGCAGCUCUGCUGCAAGGGGAUGAUGUCCCUAACCUGCACUUGGCCCCUGGAGCAGCAUGCCAAGCUCAGAGCAGUGACUGUCCUGUCUUCCAUGCCAGGAGGUGCCCGGCCUCCCACCCUGGGGUCCACUCACCUCCUGAGCACUGUCCGCCUCUCAGCUCCCAGCCUCCCCCUGGCUGGGACAUCAGAACAGGGGUGGAGGCUUUCAUAUUUAUUUUUGACUGAGGGGGCCACGCGGGAGCGUGGAGCAAAUAUUGGGGGAGCUGAGGAGCAGGGCUGGGCCUGGCAUGGCCGUGUCAGGGAUGGGCCUGGGUCAGCAUUGGAGGCUGUCUGGAUGCUGCAGGACUCAACUGAUCCUUUGCUCCUUUUUGUUUUUUUUUUCUUUUUUUUUUUUUUUUUUUUUUAGGGUUUGUUGUUUUAUUUUUUUAAUUUCUCUUUUUUUUAUAAGGAGUCAUCUGUUUAAAAUGAUGAAAUGAUUUUUAUACCUGUUGAACUUGCAGCUCUUGGAGAUUUUUAGCCAGAAAUGCAGUUUUGUCUUCUCAGGGGCCCUCCCAGCCCUCUGGUUUUGGUCCGUCCCAGCUCAGCAUGUGCAAGAGGGUUUUGGGUCAUGCAAGUCAGAGGGUCACAGUGUGGUGACCUGUCCUUGUGUUGCUCUUCCUGCCAGGGCUUUGCCCUACCUGGGUGCUCCUGUUUGUUUCAGACAGUCUAAUAUAUUUAUUUUUGAUGGCACUUGAGCAGUAACCUGCUGUCCCAGACACGUUACUGCAGCUGCAAGAGGAGUCUCAGUCACCCACCCAUGCCUUGUGUCCCCUGGGCAGCAUCUGCCAGGAUGGGGGUGUCUGUGGGGACAGGGGCUGCACCCCUGGAGCAUCACCAGCCCCCACGGUCUGACCUGGGGAAGAGGCUGAUGGAGAGGAGCAGUGGAGGGGAAGGGGAGAGCUUCCAGUGUGUCCCCACGCAUGCACCCACAGCUCCUGCACACCUUUGCCUCCUGCAGUGACAAAAGGGCUGGGAUGGGGAGCUCUGCUGCAAGCACUUCUCCUCCUUCUGGCUUUAGCUCACCCUCUGUGCAUCCUGAGCAACCUCUCACACCCUCAUCCCUGCCAAGCUCGAGGGUCCUGGCCAGCAGCAGGAGAGGCCUCCUUGUGACAACCCUCCAGUCUUGAACUGGGUCAGGUUUACCCCUAAGGGGAAAAGUUGCAAAAAACCCCAAGAACAAUAAAAAAACAAAAACCCCAAAGUAAUAAAAAGCUGUAUAGCACAGUGUGUGCUGCUGUCCUCACUGCUGCACCAGUGGGGUCAGAGGGAUGUGGGGCUCACUAGCAGAGUGAAACACAAGCCCCAGGGCACCCCUCGUUUUCACCUGACACGGAUCAGGCAGGUCCCUUGGUGGGGUCAGCCAGUGCUUUCCUCUGCACUUAUUUUAUGUUGAUUUGUUUAUAAAUAAAAGGAUAACUGAGUUCCUC